Closterium sp. NIES-67 is the source of this 6689-nucleotide messenger RNA. NCBI's taxonomy places the organism in Eukaryota, Viridiplantae, Streptophyta, Zygnematophyceae, Desmidiales, Closteriaceae. The record is from the annotation of a GenBank genome assembly.
UCCAGAUCGAACUGCUUCCCUUCUCGUUUUUACUAGGUGAUUGAUGGCUGCCUAGCCAAAUUGCCAGAAUACCCCCUCACACUGAUUUCGUCAUAAUCGGCGGCUCAGAUCUUGGUUAUGAACGUGCUUUACCAUUCUGGAAAGUAGAGAUUAAGACCUUUCCAACGCGUAUAAGCUCAUUUCUAGAUGUUACUUGAGCAGCACGCAAUGAUCCGUUGAGGUCGUCAGACUUAAUCUCUAAUUAGUUCUCUCCAGAUUUGCACGAUUUCCAUCAGUGGUAUCAGAGCCACGGUUAGAGGACGUUCUUUCCUCCAUUGGAAGAGAUCUAGAGAGGCUUGAAGUGCUCCAGAUCUAGGGUUUGACAUGGCCCAAAAGUUGGAUGGCCCUCCUAGGUUUACCGGCUCGGACUUUUCGCUAUGGAGGUUCCAGUUCACACUAUGGCUAGGUAUUAAGGACCUAGAAAGUGUGUUGGAUGGAUCGGAGAAGCGACCACGAGCUGACUCUGGGGAGGCGUCUACUGGAGCAACCAGCCAAGUGGGAUCCGGGGCUGGGGGAGCAUCGUUGAGUGGGGGGAAUGAAGGAGGAACCGCUGCAACUCGAACCGGAAGGUCGCAACCAAGUCGCGAGGAGUUGCUCAAAGCUCAAGAAGCAUGGGAUCGGAAGGAUCGCCAGGCAUUUCAGUACCUGUGUUGGGCUUUGGAGGGGCAACUUGAGCUUCUUAAGAUGCUGAUUGACCUGAAGGGGAAGGAAGGUGCAGCAGCUGCAGCUUGGAAAAGAGUGCAAGAUAGGCACUUGCAGAAAGGGCUUCUAAGCGUGCUUACUUGGCGGAAGCGGUUUUACACCAUGGAGCGGAACUAUGGGGAGGGGUAGACCAUGGUUCAGUAUCUCCAGAGGGUGGAUGAGAAUGUGAGGGCUUUGGAGGAGCUGGAUUACACGGUAGAUGAGAAGGAGAUCAUCUAUACUGCACUCCAAGGGUUGGAUCAAGCGGUUAAUGAGGCAUUACUACAGUACCUUCACCUCGAGCAACAGAAAUGGACCAAGGUGUGGAUUUGGGAGGUUCUAAUUUCUGAUGAGGCUCGCAAGGUUGAUGCUGGAAGAGGCCUAGAAGGAGGCAUGGGUGCAGCAGAUAAAGCUUCCUUCAGGAAAGGCUAUCAACAGCAAGGAGGUGGGGGGAAGAAGAAAGAGUUGGACAAAUGCCUUGUGCCCGGAUGCAACAAAAAACACUCUUGGAAGAGUUGCUGGAGUAGGCCUGAGGGAUGGAAGCCUCACGGCUACUUUGGAGAGGCCCCACCAGUGACCAAACCUGAUUGGGUGGAGAAAAGGAUGAAGAAGGGGCUCUGGAAUAAGAAGGGCAGCAAGGGAGCAACGGCGGCAGCUGCUAGGGAUGAGAAGGGGAAGGGCCAAGACGACUCCUCCGAUGAUGGUUUCUCGUUUCUCAUGCUAGGGCAGGAUGCAUCUCUCGCUGGUCGUGCAUUGGCUGAUCCCAACUUCCUGGUUCUAGACUCUGGAGCAACAUCUGGGAUGCUUCCUCGCCGUGAUCUCUUCACCUCCUACCAUCCUCUCCCACCAAACUCUAGGAGAGUGAUUGUUGGGAGCGGAGAUUUGCUGCAGGCAAUUGGCAUCGGCACGAUCACCAUUAAGGGGAAGGAGGGGGAGCUAGUGGGUGUGAAGGGGGUCCUUCACGUCCCUGGUUUGGCUGCAAACCUCCUUUCAUGCUCGCAGCUGGCUAAACAGGGAUACAUCUGCACUUUCACUGAGGGAGGGUGCACUGUUAGAAAGGGUGAAGCUGUGGUGAUGGAGGCAAAGCUGGACAAGGGUUUAUACCUUGUUCCAGCUUGUGUGCCUAAUUGUUACAAGGCACAUAUGGUUUUUUCUGAGGAAGCCGCUUGUAGCACUCGCUGGAGGCAGGUGGAAACGGUGUCACCUGAGUUGCUACACCUUUGCAUGGGGCACGCGGGGAAGCAGCAACUACUGGAGUGUGUGAAGAAGGGGGAGCUGAAGGGGGUGGAGGUCAAGGAAGGAGCUGGGCAGCAGAGAAAAUAUCCUGACUGCACAUCUGGAAAUCUGCCUAGAACCUCAUUCCCUAUCUCCUCUGAUCAUGCCUCGACUCCCCUUGAGCUUGUGCACACGGAUGUGUGUGGACCGAUGCAAACUCCUGACCGGGAAAGGGGCAGCAGGUACUUUGUCACCUUUCUUGAUGAUUUCAGUCGACUUAGCUGGGUCAUCUUGGUGAAGACCAAGGAUGAGGUGGCAAAGGUGUUUAAGCGGUGGAUACGCUAUGUGGAGAGGGAAUCAGGGGCCAAGGUAAAGGUGUUAAGGUCAGAUCGGGGUGGAGAGUACCUUGGGAAAGAACUUCAAAUCUUCUUGGAAGAAAAGGGUAUUUCCCACCAGCUCUCUGUACCUUACACGCCGCAGCAAAAUGGGGCAGCGGAGCGGCUUAACAGGACCUUGACCGAUUUGGCUCGGGCCAUCCUUGCCCAUGCCGAGCUUGAUAACACUUGGUGGGGGGCAGCAGUGCAGUAUGCCAACUGGGUGAAGAACAGGAUGGGCAGCAAGGGGCUUGGAGGCAAGAGCCCAUACUCCUUAUGGACAGGGAAGGUGCCGAAUGUUUCCAUGGCACGAGUGUGGGGGUGCAUGGCUCAGUAUAAGGUUCCUGACCAGCAAAGGAGGAAGCUAGAUCCUAAGGCACAGUGGGGGAUUUUCCUUGGGGUUUCUGAGAGGAGCAAGGCUUGGGUGCUAUGGAGUGUAGCUGACCAGCGUGUGAUGGAGAGCCGUGAUGUGAUUUUCCAUGAGGGGCUGAAUUAUAAGGGGUGGAAGGAGUGUGGUGCAAGCCAUAGUGGGACUUCCAUUCAAGACCCUCAUAUGGCCUCUAUCUUUGAGGGGGCAUGGGAGGACCCUGGAGAUGAAGGGGAGGAGCAGCAGGAGGAGCCAGAACCAGCUGAUUCUAACCAUGAGGAGUCCCGAGAGACAGAUUCUACCCCUCAGCCAGCCACGCAGGCCGAUGCGCAUGAUGAUCAGCCGGAGCAGCAUGUGCCUUCAACUCCAUCGAGAAGCAGUUGGCAGGAGUUGUUGGACCAGCAGCUGUCCAAGACUCCGAGGACUCCAAUGAAGAGGGUGACUUGGGAGGAGAAGCUGCAGAGGCUGGAAGAAGGAGAGGCAACACCUCUGCGACGCAGUGCUCGAAUUUCCCAGCCACCUGAAAGGUUUACCCCGGGGCACAUUGCACGCAUGCAUGAUCAUCUUGUGUCUGAUUUGGAUGAUUGCAUGCUUGUGGACAUGCAUGGGCAUGAGUAUGCUCUUGAUGUGUGUCUAAUGGGUCAGGUGCAUGAGCCUAGGUCAGUCCACGAGGCGCUGAACCGUCCAGAAUGGGUUGAGUCCAUGCAUGAGGAGCUUGAGUCUCACAAGGUAAAUGGAUCAUUUGAGCUGGUUGAUCCAGCAGUGGUACCACCUGGUUUGGAGGUCCUCAGGUGUCAAUGGGUUUGGAAAUACAAGCAUAACCCUGAUGGUACCGUUGAGAGGCCUAAGUCCAGAUUGGUAGUGAUGGGAAACAUGCAGAAAUUGGGAGUACACUAUGAAGAAGUGUACUCUCCAGUUGGGAAGCAUGCGACCUUGAGAGGUAUGCUUGGAAUUUCGGCUGCUUUGAAGCUUGAUAUCCAUCAUAUGGACGUCAAGACAGCCUUCCUCCAUGGGGAUUUGGAAGAAGAGCUUUACAUGCGGCAGCCUCCUGGUUUUGAUGAUGGGUCUAACCGAGUGUGUCGCCUCAAAAGGUCCAUUUAUGGGCUGAAGCAAGCCCCACGACAGUGGUACCUGAAAUUUGAUGAGGCUCUCAUGGAUUUUGGGUUUGAGAGAUCUGAGUGUGACCCUGCCUUGUACCACUUUGUGCGAGAUGAGGAGAGGAUCUCCUUAUUUCUCUAUGUGGAUGACCUUUUGCUCCUAUGCUCUAGUAAAGUUUUGUUAGAUCGAGUGAAAGACUUCUUGUCCUCGCGUUUUCGCAUGAAGGACUUGGGGGAGGUGAAGUACUACUUGGGAAUGCAAAUUGAGCAUGAUGAGAGUGGUAUCUUGAUUCAUCAAGAGAGGUACAUUCUUAACAUGCUUCAGUCCUUUGGUCUUUCAGAGGCCAACCCCGUGCGUACUCCUCUCCUGACAGGCUUUGAUGUGCAUGCCUAUGAGGAUGAACCUUUGCUGCGAGAUGAGCUGGUCAAGCUCUACCAAAGCAUUGUGGGAUCCCUCAUGUAUGCUUGUACUACCACACAGCCACAGAUUGCAUUCGCAGUCUCACAGCUAUCUAAGGUCGCCUCUUGUCCUAAAAUGUUCCACUUGCAGGCCGCUAAGAGAGUGCUGAGGUACCUGAAAGGUGGUGUCAAGUCAGGUAUCUUCUUCCAAACACAGCCCCAAUAUCAGGUCCAGCUGGUUGGCUUCAGUGAUGCCGACUAUGCUGGAGAUUCCGCAAGUCGCAAGAGCCACAGUGGGUAUGUGUUCUGCCUGAAUGGGGCAGCUAUCUCUUGGCAGAGCAAGAGGCAGCCCGUGGUGGCACUCUCUACCACUGAGAGUGAGUACAUAAGUCUGUGUCAGUGCAUUCAGGAGGGUGUGUGGCUGAGGCGUUUGUUUGGGGAGUUUGGCCAUGCUCAUGCUGGUGGUGUGCCUGUGUUUGUGGAUAAUCAGUCUGCCAUUGCCCUUGCACAGAAUGCAUGCUUGCAUGGCCGCACCAAACACAUGCAGUUACGGUGGCAUUUCAUUCGGGAGAUGGUGGCUGCGGGAGAGGUGAUUUUGCAGUGGUGCCCCACCAACCGUCAGGCUGCUGAUAUCCUUACCAAGUCUCUUCCAUUUGAGCGCCAUGGUGUGUGCAUGACCUUGCUCGGGAUGCAGCCCCAUGAUGACAGGGUUCCCGCAGCAGAUGCCGGCGUCUUGGUGCUCCUCUCCUUGGCGGACUCCAUGCUCUGGGUGGCCCCAACCCAUGAGCAAGGGGGAGUGGUGUGAAGUCUUUUGCCCUAUGGUGUUGAGCCACACCCAGCACGAGCAAGGGGGAGUGAUAAAUGUGUAGUAUUCUGUGGUGUAGUUUGCUCUAGCUGGUUGUGGGCUAUUGGGUUUUGGGCAAAAGGACUUGGGUUGGUUGGCAAGGUUUGAACUCGUUACCUUUCCAACCCAUACUACCUCAAAUCCACUACAACAUCUUUGAUGUUGCAGUCAUGGCACUUGAGAGUUUUGGGGUUUGGUCUAGGGCAAGGGUUGGUGGUGUUUGACAAUCACAUACUGCCACUUUUCCAGAUCGAACUGCUUCCCUUCUCGUUUUUUCCUAGGUGAUUCAUGGCUGCCUAGCCAAAUUACAAGAAUACCCCCUCACACUGAUUUCGUCAUAAUCGGCGGCUCAGAUCUUGGUUAUGAACGUGCUUUACCAUUCUGGAAAGUAGAGAUUAAGACCUUUCCAACGCGUAUAAGCUUAUUUCUAGAAAUUACCUGAGCAGCACGCAAUGAUCCGUUGAGGUCGUCAGACUUAAUCUCUAAUUAGUUCUCUCCAGAUUUGCACGAUUUCCAUCAGGAGUGUGGAGAGAUAGUGUGGGAGAGUGGAGGGAUAGUGUGGCAGAGUGGAGAGAUAGUGGAGAGAUGGUGUGGGAGAGUCGAGAAAAGGUGUGGGAGUGUGGAGAGAUAGUGUGGGAGAGUGGAGAGAUAGUGUGGAGAGUUCAGAGAUAGUGUGGGGGAGUGGAGAGAUAGUGUGGGACAGUAGAGAGAUAAUGGAGAGAGUGGAGAGAUAGUGUGUGAGAGUGGAUAGAUAGUACGGGAGAGUGGAGAGAUAGUGUAGGAGAGUGGAGAGAUACUAUGGGAGCGUGGAGAGAGAGUGGAGAGAGAGUGGAGAGAUGGUGUGGUAGAGUGCAGAGAAAGUGGAGAGAGUGGAGAGAUAGUGGAGAGAGUGGAGAGAUAGUGUGGGAGAGUGGAGAGAUAGUGUGGAGAGUGGAGAGAUAGUGUGGGUGAGUGGAGAGAUCGUGUGGGACAGUAGAGAGAUCGUGGAGAUAUAGUGUGUGAGAGUGGAGAGAUAGUAUGGGAGAGUGGAGAGAGAGUGUAGGAGAGUGGAGAGAUACUAUGGGAGAGUGGAAAGAGAGUGCAAGGAGAGGAGAGAUAGUGGAGAGAGUGGAGAGAUAGUGUGGGAGAGUGGAGAGUUAGUGUGUGAGAGUGGAGAGUUAGUGUGGGAGAGUGGAGAGAUAGUGUGGGAGAGUGGAGAGAUAGUGUGGGAGAGUGGAGAGAUCGUGUGGAAGAGUGGAGAGAUAGUGUGCCAAAGUGGAGAGAUAGUGUGGGAGAGUGAAGAGAUAGUGUGGGAGACUAAAGAGAUAGUGUGGGAGUGUGGAGAGAUAGUGUGGGACAGUGGAGAGAUAGUGGAGAGUGUGGAGAGAGAUUGUGGCAGAGUGUAGAAAUACUGUGGGGGAGUAGAGAGAUAGUGGAGAGAGUGGAGAGAUAGUGGAGAGAGUGGAGAGAUAGUGGAGAGAUAGUGUAGGAGAGUGGAGAGAUACUGUGGGAGUGUGGUGAGAUAGUGUGGGAGUGUGGAGAGAUAGUGUGGGAGAGUGGAGAGAUAGUGUGACAGAGUGGAGAGAUAGUGGAGAGAUUGUGUGGGAGAGUGGAGAGUUAGUGUGGGAGAGUGGAGUGAUAGUGUUUAGAGUGGAGAGAUAGUGUGACAGAGUGGAGAGAUAGUGUGACAGAGU